AUGUCUCUCAGCGACUCGCAAUUAUCUGCCAUCAUGGCAGCUGAAAGAGCAACUUCGAUUCUUUCUCUGAUCGGCACAACCUUUGUUAUCAGUACCUUCGUGGGCUCGCGCUCUUUCCGGAAGCCCAUCAAUCGUCUCGUCUUCUAUGCCGCUUGGGGCAACGUGAUGACCAAUGCCGCAACGCUGGUGUCGCGGUCUGGGAUUGUUGCUGGUGAGAAUUCCGCGCUUUGUCGGUUUCAGGGAUUUUUUAUUCAGUGGUUCAUGCCCGCGGACGCCUUGUGGACAUUUGCAAUGGCAUGCAACGUUUAUCUGACCUUUUUUCGAAAAUAUGACGCUUCGACCUUGCGGAAUCUGGAGUGGAAAUAUGUACUGAUGUGCUAUGGCCUCCCGUUCAUCCCGUCAUUUGUAUAUUUCUUUAUCAACAGCGACUCCAAGGGCCCCAUAUAUGGAUCUGCUGUGAUAUGGUGCUGGGUGUCAACUUCCUGGGACAUCCUCCGCAUCGCCGCCUUCUACGGCCCUGCGUGGUUCAUCAUUCUCAUAACAUUCGGCAUCUACAUCCGAGUCGGCCUGCAUAUAUUCAAAAACUGGCGUCUUCUGCAGAACUUCAGCAGUGCCGAUCAGCAUGGGACCGUCGAUAGUGGCUUUGAGAUCCACGCAUCCAAGGUCGUCCGCAUCACCAGUGAGGCGGCGAAUCUGGCGAAUAGCCCGAUUGAUGCUGAUGCUGAUGCCGAAGCCGCCGUCGCCAGGCAGUCGCAUGAUAGAGGAGACCAGGAGUCGGAAAGAAUAGCGAGGGGUGCUGGAAGAAGCUAUGCGAGAUAUUCGGUGACGGUGGAAAGGGGGAAUGCCAUUCCCAUGACACCAAUAACGCUAAAAGAAACUCUGGUCCAGUCAACGACAACACGACAUAGGCCGCGGAAUGAAAUAAAUAACGCAGCGGCGUGGGCGUACUGCAAAUAUGCAGCUCUCUAUUUCGUUGCUCUCAUCGUAACAUGGGUACCAUCGACCAUCAACCGCGUAUGGACAUUAGCUCGUCCAGAGUCGAUGAGCUUCGGAUUGGAGCUCGCUUCUGCGAUUGUUCUUCCCCUGCAGGGCUUCUGGAACAGCAUCAUCUACAUUGCCAUCUCGUCGUCGUUGAUCACGUCGUUCAUCCGCCGUCGACAUCACGGCCAUCGAAGCUACACGACAAAUAAGGUUCCAUUGCGAUUCAAACAGGUGACUAGAAAGUAUGACACACAAAGCUCUGGAUUAGACAGUCUCAGGUCGUUUGAUGAGUCGGAGAGUACGAGGCAGUUUGCGAGGCCGAAUGAGGCGAGGUCAGAGAUAUCAGAAUAA
This is a messenger RNA of Talaromyces proteolyticus, 1332 nucleotides long. RefSeq lists its product as uncharacterized. The transcript is spliced from 4 exons. The coding region runs from base 1 to 1332 and encodes 443 amino acids. Gene Ontology annotation, cellular component: plasma membrane. NCBI's taxonomy places the organism in Eukaryota, Fungi, Ascomycota, Eurotiomycetes, Eurotiales, Trichocomaceae. The record is from RefSeq and is a predicted model, not a curated record. Gene Ontology annotation, molecular function: G protein-coupled receptor activity. Gene Ontology annotation, biological process: adenylate cyclase-activating G protein-coupled receptor signaling pathway; cell surface receptor signaling pathway.